AUGGUAGAUAGUAUUCUGGUAGGGUGUGUAAGAGAGGACCUUUCAGGGCACGCGUAUGAACAGAUGCAUCGUUAUUCAUUUCCAGGCAGAUCCACAAGUCCAGUAUGGUACACCAGUUCUAAUGCUAGGGGGGAAAACAGAAUGAAAGCUGAAGAGAGAUAA
Messenger RNA from Aspergillus neoniger CBS 115656, 162 nucleotides. RefSeq lists its product as uncharacterized. The transcript has a single exon. The record is from RefSeq and is a predicted model, not a curated record. Lineage: Eukaryota; Fungi; Ascomycota; Eurotiomycetes; Eurotiales; Aspergillaceae. The coding region runs from base 1 to 162 and encodes 53 amino acids.